Messenger RNA from Debaryomyces fabryi, 2307 nucleotides. RefSeq lists its product as uncharacterized. Gene Ontology annotation, cellular component: nucleus. The coding region runs from base 1 to 2307 and encodes 768 amino acids. Lineage: Eukaryota; Fungi; Ascomycota; Pichiomycetes; Serinales; Debaryomycetaceae. The record is from RefSeq and is a predicted model, not a curated record. Gene Ontology annotation, molecular function: zinc ion binding; RNA polymerase II cis-regulatory region sequence-specific DNA binding; DNA-binding transcription factor activity, RNA polymerase II-specific. Gene Ontology annotation, biological process: positive regulation of transcription from RNA polymerase II promoter by galactose; DNA-templated transcription. The transcript has a single exon.
AUGAAAUAUGAGGAGAGAGGAAGCAGUGUUCAACAAGCCUGUGACUCCUGUAGGCUACGAAAGUUGAAAUGUUCAAAGGGUUUACCGCAGUGUCAUAAUUGCAAAGAACACGGUUGGAAAUGUGUUUACUCUCCUAAAGCAGUCAGAACUCCAUUAACAAGGGCAUAUUUAACGAGAGUAGAGAAAAGAGUUAACGGCUUAGAAUCUUUAUUGAAGCGGAUUUUGCCUGAAGAUGUAGAGAUUAACGAGCUUUUACGAACAAUUGAGAUAGAGAAAUCACAUUCUAUAGACGAUGGUGAUAGCAGUGGCAUAGAUGAUGUAAGUCAGCAGUUCUAUAAGCAGAUCAAUUUGACUGCAAAUGAACUAAGCGAAAUUCCUAUUACAUUGAAAAAUAUAAACAAAAUAAGCCAAAGAAAAGCUAAAGUUGGUGCUACUGAAAAGAAACGUGAGUUUCAACCAGAAGAUUAUUUGAUAAACAUAGAAAAAAGUGAUUUGAAUUCGUUUGAUGAGAGAGAUGAUUUUAAUAAUUCGCAGAUCUUAUACGAUUCAAGUAUUGAUGGGAUGGCAGCUUUAUCAAAUGAUAUUGGUUUGAAUUUUGACAACUCAAAUGGUUAUUUUGGUAUCAAUUCAAGCAAUGGUUUAUUGAAAUUUUUACAAGCCAAAACAAGGCAAAAUGGGAACGGCAUACUAAAAUUGAACAAUUAUAAUUAUGAUUUUAAUAAUGAAGAAAACGAUAAUGACCAUAUGCUAGAUAAUGAAAUUAACAAUAUUUGGAAAUCCAUAAAUAGUGGUAAAAUUGAAGACUUAUUGGAUAAUCUUGACUUUCAGUCCAUUAUGAUUAAUUCAUUCUUUGAAAAUUACUACAAAGUGUACCCUUUCAUUAACAAAAAGAAAUUUUUCUCUGAAUACUCAGCAUUCAUUGAGAGACAAGAAUCAAGAUAUAAUGAGUAUGAUCUUGAUAUUAGCGAAGAUGAUAAUAAAGUGUUGAGCUUUCAAGUAUUAUUGAAUACAAUAUUAGCUAUUGGAGUUUGGUGUAAGGUAGGAGAGAAUUCCAAGAUCCACACAUUUUAUUACCAAAGAGUUAAAGGCUUCAUUCAACUCUUAAAUAUCUUCGAGUAUAGUGAUACUCAAUUAUUGGAAAGUUUUGUAUUAUUAAGUAAUUAUGUUCAAAAGACAAAUAAACCUAACACUGGUUGGAGUUAUUUGGGUCUAUCGACUAGAAUAGCUACAAGCUUGGGAUUGCAUAAAGAAGUUAGAAUUGAUAAGCACGAAAUUAAUAGUAUUGAUAAACUAGGAUUAUUUGAAGAUAUUGAAAUAAGGAAAAGGUUAUGGUGGGGGAUGUAUUUUUUUGAUGUAGGUACCACUUUAACAUUUGGCAGACCAUUGACAAUUCCUCCUUUAGGUACAAUUGAUUUAGAACCAGUAUCGAAUAUUGAUGAUAACCUAUUGGAUGGUAGUAAAAGCAUUGAAGAAUGUAUUGUUACAUAUCCAACCAUUUACACUACGUUGAUUUAUGAGUCUGAACUUACGAAACUAUCCACACGAAUUUAUAAUUAUAACUCUACUGUAUUAAAAUUGAAAAAUGAUAAAUCUAAAAUGAUAGGUCUAUUAGAUAUGAAUGAAUUGUUGGAGAAUUUUAUAAGGAAUUUACCACUGUGUUUUGACGAAGACGAUGAAAAAUCACACACAUAUGUAUUGAAUAGCUGGUCUCACAAUGGUAAUGACAAUUUAUCUAUCCCAAAGUGGUUUGCGGUAUCUAGGUUGAGACUUAUAUGCAGAUACAAGAAUCUACAGAUGCUAAUAUUUAGAUACAUAUUGUGGGAGUCGACUAAUGAUAAUUCAUUUGAUUUAUCUUACUUAAAUUUGAUAAAAAGGUGUCGUAAAGCUUGCUUCAAAUCAUCUGUCGAGACUGUCAUAUUAAUUGAUAACUUUAUCAAGAGAAAUGAACUAGAUUAUUUGUCUUCUUGGUAUGCUACAUACUUUCUUUUUCAGGCAAUAUUAAUACCCAUCUUAAAGCUAGUUACUAAUGACAAUUCAGAGGGAAGUGUGUAUGAUGAAUAUUAUUCAAGUGACGAGGAAUUGUUUAACUACAUUGAGCUUUCACGAUUAAGUUUUGAUAAGCUAAAAAAGUAUAAUAAAUUAGCGGGUAAAUUUAGCAAACUAAUAGACACAUUAAUUAGUGACAAGAAAGAUGUUGUUGAUUUUAUGUCUCAAUGGAAUGAUGAUAAUAUAAGCAACCUUGACCUGGUUAAUAACCUUGAUGAUUUAUUUCAGUUUGAUACAAAAUAUUUUAAUUUGAAUAAUUAA